Molecule: messenger RNA, 2313 nt
Organism: Recurvomyces mirabilis
Lineage: Eukaryota; Fungi; Ascomycota; Dothideomycetes; Mycosphaerellales; Teratosphaeriaceae
Gene: LKH1
Product: serine threonine protein kinase CMGC group
Exons: 3
Coding region: 1-2313 (770 amino acids)
Biological process (GO): protein phosphorylation; regulation of RNA splicing
Cellular component (GO): nucleus
Molecular function (GO): ATP binding; protein serine/threonine kinase activity
Source: RefSeq, a predicted model, not a curated record
AUGUCCACUCCGCAGACGCUCACACAAGCGCUGCCACCACACCAGCAUUUCGACCACCACCGCCAGACAUACCUCCCCUCACCCCAAGAACGGUAUCUGCCGCCGCCGAGGCCAAGCAGCAACAUCAAUUUUCACCACAAUUCAAUACCGACCAGGCCGACCAGCAACGUACAGCUUCAUCCUUUGCCGCCCCCACCACGCUCACAAAGCGGCAUGAGCAACGGCUAUACUAGCAGCCACGGCCAAGCAAGAGGAGGUGCUGAGUACGGCUCAUAUCACAACAGUGACCUAUCGUCACUGCAGCAGCAGCAGCAGCAGCACGCAAGUGGAAGAGACGAGAUCGCAAGGACGAAUAGUGCGGCAAGUCGGUACUCGAGAACAUUACCUCAGCCGGAUCCACGUCACGAAGCACGUGUGCAGCAGCAACCAGUGACGUCUGCAGCUCAAACAUCUUACACUGCCACAGCAGCAGCACGUGCUGAGGCGCAACAAUCUAGUAUGGAGAGAAAACGAAGAAGAGACAAAGACGUGGAUUGGGAGAGCUACUAUGGCGGCUUGGCACCAAAAGAGAUCAUUGUCAUCCACGACGAUGAUAGUCCGGUGCCAGAGGACACACAGGCUGGAGCACAGCAGCAGGUACCACAAGCACGACCACUGCCGCAGACGAACGGCACUUCGGCACCACAUCACGUCGACAAGAGACGGCGGGUGAAUGCUGUUGGCGCUGACAUUCCAAACUACAGCGCCACCAACACGCCCUACUCCAAUGGCAAAUCCACAGACAGUCUCGUCAACACGACCGCACCAACGUCACUCGGCUCGAAUGGUAGCACCAGCAGCAGACUAGACAGCACGCAAACUGGCCAGAAGCGGAAACGAACAACGAGGACAUCCGAAACCGAGCGCAAGAAGCAGGAGACUGAGCGAUCGGGCCCGAGAGGCUAUCUGGCAGAGUAUGGAGAGUAUGUGCCGCCACCGAAGCAGUAUAAGAAGCAGAAGGAGGUCCAGGUGCCUGUCCUGCAUGAUCGACAUAAGACGAAUGAGAAGAUCGAUGAUGAGGAUGGUCAUUAUCUUGUUCACGAGAAUAGUCGAUUGGGUGAGAAGUAUACUCUGCUCGAUCUGCUUGGCCAAGGCACCUUUGGCAAAGUAGUCAGAGCUAUGGAUUUGAGGUCGAGGAAGGAGGUGGCUGUGAAAGUUAUUAGGGCUGUGCCGAAGUACCGAGACGCCAGCCGGAUCGAACUUCGUGUGUUACAGACCCUUCGCUCAGCAGACGAACACAACCGAAAUCGCUGUAUCCAACUCCGCGACUGCUUCGACUGGCGAGGUCACAUCUGCAUCGUCACACCCCUCCUCGGCCUCUCAGUCUUCGACUUUUUAAAACAAGGCGGCUUCGUACCCUUCCCAGGCUCGCACAUCCAAGCUUUCGCACGACAAUUACUAGGCUCCAUUGCAUUCCUACACGACUUGAAUCUCAUCCAUACGGACUUGAAGCCGGAGAACAUCCUUCUGAUCAGCCAUGCCUACCAGACUUUCACAUAUAACAGGAAUAUUCCAGCAUCUUCGACAUUGAAUGCCAGGAGUGCAAAGUUCAGGAAGGUGUUGCUUACGCCGCAGAUCAACCUGAUAGAUUUUGGGAGUGCGACGUUCGAUGAUGAGUAUCAUAGCUCCGUUGUGAGUACGAGGCAUUAUCGGGCGCCGGAAAUCAUCCUCGGAAUCGGCUGGUCGCACCCCAUCGACCUCUGGUCCCUCGGCUGCAUCCUAGUCGAAUGCUGGACCGGCGACGCCCUCUUUCAAACCCACGACUGCUGCGAGCACCUCGCCAUGAUGGAAGCCGUCAUCGGCUCACCCAUAGACAAAUCCCUGAUCAAAGAAGUGAACCGCACGAGCAAACGCGGUGACCGCAAUUCUCCCGCCCGCUUCUUCAAGAACUUGCACCUCGCCUACCCUUUACCGGAUACACCGCGCCAAAGUAAACGUUUCGUGCGAGGCAUGAAGAGGUUAGAGGAUAUCAUCCCCGUCCCGCAUUCUUCUUCUGGCGCACCGGCCGCUAGUGGGAGCCAGGCGCGCUUUAACCAGUUGUUUUUGGAUCUGUUGAGGAAGAUUUUCGUGUAUGAUCCCAAGAAGAGGAUUACGGCGCGCGAGGCGCUGAAGCAUCCUUGGUUUGAGGAGUUGGUGGAGGAUGAUGGGACUGAGGCCGGGAGGAUUAGGGUGGAGAGGGAGAGGAUUGAAAGGGAACGGGAGAGCGGGCAGGGACAGCAGGCUAGGGCGGGUGCGACGGCGGCGCAGGGGGGGUAUGCGGGGGGUAGGCGGUAG